Molecule: messenger RNA, 14325 nt
Organism: Scophthalmus maximus (turbot)
Lineage: Eukaryota; Metazoa; Chordata; Actinopteri; Pleuronectiformes; Scophthalmidae
Gene: dnah9
Product: dynein, axonemal, heavy chain 9
Exons: 79
Coding region: 266-13660 (4464 amino acids)
Biological process (GO): microtubule-based movement
Cellular component (GO): dynein complex
Molecular function (GO): minus-end-directed microtubule motor activity; dynein intermediate chain binding; ATP binding
Source: RefSeq, a predicted model, not a curated record
ACCGGCCCACCCGGGAAAGGCAAGUGCAAUUUCACGAGGAAGUCUUGGCAGAAACGUACAGCGUGCUAGACAAAACUGGGGACGUCCCCCAUCUGCUCCAAAAGGAGAAAAAGCUAUUGAGUCAGCGAUCAGCUGCAGCUGAAGGCGCAGCGGGGGGAACGUGUGGCCCUGAACCCCGGGUCGUUUGCUUCCGGAGUUCCACAGAAGUGCGUCGGACUUUGCCUGGAGUCGGGAGCGGGGGACGCGCGUGGCCGGCCCCGCCGACAUGGAGGAGUUGCCCGACGACGACCGGAGGCUCCUGUUCAUCGCCGACGUCGUGCUGGGCACCCUGAAGCUGAAGCAGGACAAGUGGCAGAAGUGCGUGUCGGCCGCGGAGAACCGCGAGGUGCUGCAGGAGUUCCUGGAGAAGCCCGAGCGGCGGAGCCUGGUGGUGUUCGUCACCGGCGCCGGGCUGCUGCAGGCCGCCGCCGCCUUCUCCGCCGCCAGCAAGAGCAAAGGGGUGUUCUUCGUGAAGCCGAGCAGCGCGCCGCUGGGCGCGGACUGCAUGGAGGAGAACCUGGUGUACGGCGACAUGUGCUACGCGCAGCUGGAGCAGUGUUCCACCCUGGUGCAGGAUAUGGCCCCGCUGCUCUUCCACAGCAGCAACCACACCGAAUGGCCACCGGCACUGUCCCAAGAAAUCGGGCGCCACGUCCACUCAGUCAAGACCCAUGUGUUUGUGGUGUCAGGCCAAGUCCAAGGCAAGACCCUGCUGCCUCUCCCCGCGGGCUCCGAGAAAGUGGAGCUGGCCGCCCUGGAGAUGGAAAAAGGGGGGGAAAUAGUGGAUAAGGGCGACAUCAUUCACUCCUUGGAGUCCGGGGUGAUUGAGUGGAGCCAUCAGAUCUGUGCCGUCCUGAAGAAAGACUCCUCCGAGGCUCUGAGGGAAGGCAAAAACCCCACACCUCACACAGAGCUGCUCUUCUGGAAGAACAGAUAUACAGAUUUGGAGUGUAUCCACUCCCAGUUGAAAUCCUCGAAGGUGAAUAACAUGGCGAAGCUGUUGGAGGCUGUGGAGAGCAGUUAUUCCCCUGCUUUUACAAACAUGCAACAGGACAUUCUGGCAGCCUUGAAGGAGGCCAAGGACAUCUGCACCUAUUUGAACCCCCUGCAGCGGCUGUUUGAGGACAUUGAGAGUGCAGACUUUCCUGAGAUCAGAGGUCAGAUCGGCCCUCUGAUGCACACAGUAUGCCUGGUGUGGGCCAACUCCAGUUACUACAACACCCCACAGCGCCUCAUUGUUCUGUUGCAGGAGACUUGCAACCUCCUCAUACAGCAGGCCCUGGUGUUUCUAGUUCCUGAGGAGAUCCUGACAGGAGAGAUGGCUGAGAGUCUUCUGAAGGUGAGGACGACCGUCGAGAUCCUGCAACUCUUCAAGGGCACCUACGAGGACCGCAGGGCCAAUUUGAGCCAGUACCAGAGGGAGGGGAGCUUGGUUUUGCCAUGGGACUUUUCCCCUCUUUUGGUUUUCUCUAGAAUUGACUGCUUUGUCAACAGACUCAAGGCCAUUGAGGAUAUCCUGUUAACAGCUGUGGACAUUCUGAAGCUUGAGAAAUUGGAGAUUGGAGGUAUCAGAGGCCGAGAACUCAGCCAGCAGGUCGAGCUGCUCUACCAAGAGUUUGUGGACAUUUUCAAACUUUUCACAGAGAAGCCCUAUGACUGCUUGGACCUGAUCAACAGGGAGUUUGAGGAAGAUGUGAGGGAGUUCAAGCUGAAGGUGGAUGACACAGAGCGACGACUGGGAGCUAUCUUCUGUCAGGCCUUUGAGGAUGCCUCCGGACUGGAACACGUCUUCAAGGUUAUGGAUAUGUUUGGUGGCUUGCUGGAACGUCCCUUGGUGGCAGCAGAUGCUCUGGACCGAUACCCUCUCCUUGUCUCUGCGUUUGACAAGGAGCUGGACGACUGUAAACUCCUCUAUGACAGAUACAUCCAACGUACAGAGGAGCUGGGUUCGACUCCGGUGAGUAAGAAUAUGCCACUCGUAGCUGGCGGGCUGAGAUGGAUCCAGGAGCUACAGGAGCGGAUCCAGAAUCCCUUCUCCAAGUUCGGAAACAUCUCCUUCCCGUGCCUGGAGUCUGCGAAAGGAGCCAAGGUCAUCAAGAAGUAUGAGGAGCUGAUGCAACUUUUGGACAGAUACUCCGCCAGCCUAUACGAGACGUGGACGGAGGCCGUGGACGAGAGUUCUCAGUUCAACCUCAGCCUGCCAUUAAUCAGCAGAGACCCGGCCACCGCGCUGAUCUCAGUCAACUUCAGCCCACAGCUGGUGUCGGUGCUGCGGGAGGUGAAGUACCUGGAGGCCAGACAGACUGAGGCCAUCCCUGAAACAGCAGUGCAGAUCUACACCACCAGGAAGCAGCUGUGGGAGUAUGUGGCCAACCUGGAGCUUGCAGUGAGCAGAUAUAACAAAGUGAUGGACUCUGUGCUCGACGUGGAGCAUCCGCUGGUGCAGGGCGACCUCAGGGACAUUGACGCACAGCUCAAAAAAGCCGAGAAGAGUCUGAACUGGAACAGCCAAGGUAUUUGGGAGUAUAUCCAGGAAGUGCGAGACUCCGUCUGUGACCUGGAGAGCCGGCUGCACAGAACCACAGACAACGUGGAGGAGAUCAAGAGCUGCAUGAGGUCCUGGGCCCACCCCAUGUUUGUCCGGAAGGACGACAAACACGAUGCACUGCUCUGUCUGGUAGACAGGGCUGAGAGGCUGGAAAGUUUUUAUGGUCUUAUUCGGUCCUCAGGAGAAAAGAUCCACUUCCUGCUUAAGAGCAAUCUGGAGCUGUUCAGAGCCGAGCCGUCCUCUGAGAUGUGGAUGGCCUAUGUGGAUUACAUCGACGACAUGAUCAUAGACGGAUUCUUCAACAGCAUCAAUUGCUCUCUCAAGUUCUUCCUGGAUAACACAGACGAGGAAUCUGUUGUGGCCCCUCUUUUUGAGGCUCAACUGGGCCUGCAGGUUCCUGACAUGGUGUUUACUCCCUCUCUGGAGUUUGGGGUUAAGGGCAGUUUCUCUGAGCUGGUGGACAGCCUCAUCACGGAUGUGUUCAGAAUGUCCUCACUGAUGCCACGCCUCGCCCAGCACAGCCCAUUCCCCCACUACCUGGAUGAUAUGGAGGACAUGGCCGAUCUGGAUGAAAUGGUUGCUCUGCUCAAGAAACGCGUGCGGACCAUCAUGACAACGUGCUGCGAGUUUCGCGAUUCUCUGGAGCCCUACAGCUACCUGUACGUGGAUGAUAGGAAGGAAUUCAUGCGUCAGUUCCUCCUGUACGGCCAUGUUCUCACCACUGAGGAGAUUGAGGUUUAUGGUGAUGAUGGAGUCCCAGAGAGCCCGCCAACACUGGACAACUUCAAGGAGCAGGUUGACAGGUAUGAGAAGAUCUACGAAGAGGCGCAGGGUCUAGAGCCAGUGCAUGUGUUCCAACGCUGGAUGCGGGUGGAUGGCCGCAGCAUGAAGAGUGCCUUGCUCAACAUCAUCAAAAAGUGGAGCUUCAUGUUCAUCCAGCAUCUAAUUGACCACGUAACCCACAGUCUGUCGGACCUGGAGAAGUUUAUCAGUGUGGCUGAUGCUGGCCUGGCCAAGAAGGUCGAGGAGGGUGACUACGGUGGCCUGGUGGGGCUCAUGGGUCACCUUUUGGCUUUAAAAGAAAGACAGAGUUCCACAGAUGCCAUGUUUGAGCCUCUUCAACAAACCAUUGCCCUGCUGAAGGUGUAUGACCAGAAACUGCCUGAUGUGGUCCACAAACAGUUAACGGAGUUGCCAGAAAAGUGGGACCACGUGAAAAAGCAUGCAGUGAUAGUCAAGCAGCAGGUGGCACCGCUCCAGGCCACUGAGGUGGCGAGCCUGCGUCGCAAAUGUGCUUCAUUCGACGUGGAGCAGCACACUUUCAGGGAACACUUUCGCAAAAAUGGGCCAUUCAGGUUUGAGAGCGAGAGCCCCUUCCAGUUGUUGGACGAAUUCCACUUGCAGAUCCAGGAGCGGGAGGCGGUGAUGGCCACCCUGGUGGAGUCUGCCAACCUGUUCGAGGUCACCAUCUCCGAGUACAAACAGCUUCGACAAUGCAGGCGUGAGGUGGGCCUGCUGAAGGAGCUGUGGGACAUGAUCACUGUGGUGGAGGCUAACAUGGCUGCAUGGAGGACAACUCCCUGGAGAGAGAUCCAGGUGGAGGACCUGGAGCUGGAGUGCAAACGCCUCUCUAAAGAUAUACGGAGCCUGGAUAAAGAGGUUAGAGGGUGGGAGGCCUACACAGGUUUGGACAGCAAGGUGAAAAACCUCCUCACCUCCCUCCGAGCUGUGGCAGAGCUCCAAAACCCAGCCAUACGAGCCCGGCACUGGAAUCAGCUAAUGGCUGCCACUGGAGUCUGCUUCACCAUGGACAAGGAGACAACUCUGGCUGACCUGCUGCAGCUCAACCUGCACAGCUUUGAAGAGGAGGUUAGAGAGAUCGUGGACAAGGCUGUUAAAGAGAUGGGGAUGGAGAAAGUCCUCUCUGAGCUCAACACCACGUGGACAGGUAUGCAGUUCCAGUACGAGCCCCACCACCGCACCCAGGUGCCUCUGCUGCGCACCGACGAGGAGCUCAUUGAGACGCUGGAAGACAACCAAGUCCAGCUGCAGAACCUCAUGUCGUCCAAGUACAUUGCACACUUCCUGGAUGAGGUGUCGUCAUGGCAGAGCAAGCUGUCCGUAGCCGACUCGGUCAUCGCCCUCUGGUUCGACGUGCAGCGGACGUGGACCCACCUCGAGAGCAUCUUCAUUGGCUCGGAGGACAUCCGCUCACAGCUGCCUGAGGACUCCAAACGCUUCGAGGAAAUUGAUACCGAUUUCAAAGAGAUGGCAGGCAACGUGCAUGAAACGCCCAACGUGGUUGAGGCCACCAACAAACCAGGGCUGAUUGAAAAACUUGAGGGCAUGCAGAGCAGGCUGUCUCUAUGUGAAAAAGCUCUGGCAGAAUACCUGGACACCAAGCGUCUGGCCUUCCCGAGAUUUUACUUUGUCUCCUCAGUUGAUCUGCUGGACAUCCUGUCUAAUGGGACCAACCCACACCAGGUCCAAAAGCAUCUGUCUAAGCUGUUUGACAACAUGGCGAAGAUGGAAUUUGAAGCAGAUGGCGAGGGGAAUCCUUCGAAGAUUGCACUGGGCAUGUACAGCAAAGAGGACGAGUAUGUCCCCUUUAAUCAGCCCUGUGACUGCACUGGACAGGUGGAAAUGUGGUUGAACCGGGUCCUGGACACCAUGCGUGCCACAGUUCGCCAUGAGAUGACCGAGGCAGUGGUGGCCUAUGAGGAAAAACCCAGAGAGCAGUGGCUGUUUGAUUAUCCAGCUCAGGUGGCAUUGACCUGCACUCAGAUCUGGUGGACGUCUGAUGUUGGCAUGGCUUUCGCCCGUCUGGAGGAGGGCUAUGACAACGCCAUGAAGGAGUGCUACAAGAAACAGGUGACCCAGCUCAACACCCUCAUCUCCAUGCUGAUUGGCCAGCUCACUACGGGCGACAGGCAGAAGAUCAUGACCAUCUGUACCAUCGACGUCCAUGCCAGAGACGUGGUGGCCAAGAUGAUCACUCAGAAGUUGGACAAUUCCCAGGCCUUUCUGUGGCUGUCCCAGCUGAGAAACCGCUGGGGCGAGGAGGAGGGGCAUUGUUUUUCCAACAUCUGCGAUGCCCAGUUUAUCUACUCCUAUGAAUACCUGGGCAACACGCCGCGAUUAGUCAUCACCCCUCUGACAGACAGAUGCUACAUCACUCUGACCCAGUCCCUACAUCUGAUCAUGAGUGGAGCUCCAGCAGGGCCCGCCGGCACAGGCAAGACUGAGACUACCAAAGACUUGGGCCGAGCCCUCGGCAUCAUGGUCUACGUAUUCAACUGCUCCGAGCAGAUGGACUACAAGUCCUGUGGGGACAUUUACAAAGGCCUGGCUCAGACGGGGGCAUGGGGCUGCUUCGACGAAUUCAACAGGAUCUCAGUGGAGGUGCUGUCUGUGGUGGCCGUGCAGGUCAAAAGUAUCCAGGAUGCCAUUCGAGAUAAGAAGACGAGAUUCAACUUCAUGGGCGAGGAUGUGAACCUCAGUUCAUCUGUCGGCAUCUUCAUCACAAUGAAUCCAGGCUACGCUGGCAGGACUGAGCUUCCUGAGAACCUCAAGGCUCUGUUCAGACCCUGCGCCAUGGUGGUGCCAGACUUCGAGCUGAUCUGUGAAAUCAUGCUGGUCGCUGAGGGCUUCCUUAGCGCCCGAGUCCUUGCGAGGAAGUUCAUCACGCUCUACACACUGUGUAAAGAGCUGCUGUCCAAACAGGACCACUAUGAUUGGGGCCUCCGAGCCAUCAAGUCAGUCCUGGUGGUGGCUGGCUCCCUGAAGAGAGGGGACCCCGGCCGUGCGGAGGACCAGGUGCUGAUGCGAGCGCUGAGAGACUUCAACAUCCCCAAGAUCGUGACCGACGACAUGCCGGUGUUCAUGGGGCUGAUCGGAGAUCUGUUCCCUGCCCUGGACGUCCCCAGAAAGCGGGAUUUCGACUUUGAGCAGCACGUAAAGGAGUCCAUCCUGGACUUGAGGUUGCAGGCCGAGGACAAUUUUGUACUAAAGGUGGUGCAAAUGGAGGAGCUGCUGGCGGUGCGUCACUCCGUGUUUGUGAUCGGGAACGCCGGCACUGGGAAGAGUCAGGUGAUGAGAUCACUGCAGCGGACCUACCAGAACAUGAAGCGCAAGCCCGUGUGGGCCGACCUCAAUCCGAAGUCCGUUACCAACGACGAGCUCUUCGGCAUCAUCAAUCCGUCGACCAGAGAGUGGAAAGAUGGCCUUUUCUCCUGCAUAAUGCGUGACAUGGCCAUCGUCAGUCACAGCGGGCCCAAGUGGAUCGUUCUGGACGGAGACAUUGACCCGAUGUGGAUCGAGUCACUCAACACAGUCAUGGAUGACAACAAGGUGCUGACUCUGGCCAGUAAUGAGCGGAUCCCUCUCAACCCCACCAUGAGGCUGGUGUUCGAGAUCAGUCACCUCCGCACUGCAACACCUGCAACAGUAUCCAGAGCAGGCAUCCUGUACAUAAACCCAGCUGACCUUGGCUGGAACCCCCCGGUACUUAGCUGGAUCGACAAGAGGGAGGUCCAAUCAGAGAAGGCCAACCUGGCAUUACUGUUCGACAAGUACCUCCCCCCUUGCCUGGACGUCCUCAGAUCGAGGUUUAAGAAAAUCAUCCCUAUCCCGGAGCAGAGCAUGGUCCAGAUGCUGUGCUACUUGCUGGAGUGUCUCCUGACUCCAGAAAACACCCCGCCCGACUGUGCCAAGGAACUUUAUGAGCUCUAUUUUGUCUUUGCUGCGGUCUGGGCCUUUGGGGGAGCCAUGUUCCAGGACCAGCUGGUCGACUACCGAGUGGAGUUCAGCAAGUGGUGGGUGACCGAGUUCAAAAACAUCAAGUUCCCGGUCCACGGCACUGUGUUCGAUUACUACAUCGACCCCGAGACCCACAAGUUUGAACCCUGGUCCAAAAUGGUGCCCAAGUUUGUGAUGAACGCGGAUACGCCACUUCAGGCGUGCUUGGUCCACACGACAGAGACCAUUCGAGUUCGUUACUUCAUGGAUCGCCUCCUGGAGCAUCGCCGGCCCGUCAUGUUGGUCGGGAAUGCCGGGAACGGGAAGUCCGUCCUGGUGGGGGACAAACUGGGAUCCUUGGACCAGGAUAAAUAUGUUAUUAAAAAUGUCCCCUUCAACUAUUACACCACAUCUGCUAUGCUGCAAGCGGUGCUGGAAAAGCCCCUGGAGAAGAAAGCCGGGCGUAACUACGGACCUCCAGGCAGCAAGAAACUUAUCUACUUCGUAGAUGACAUGAAUAUGCCCGAGGUGGAUCCAUACGGCACGGUGCAGCCUCACACACUCAUACGCCAACACAUUGACUAUAAUCACUGGUAUGACCGUACUAAACUGCUUUUGAAGGAUAUACACAACGUUCAAUACGUGUCCUGCAUGAACCCCACUGCUGGCAGCUUCACCAUCAAUCCACGACUGCAGCGCCACUUCUCGGUCUUUGCCUUGUCCUUCCCCGGGGCCGAGGCCCUGAGCACCAUCUACACCUCCAUCCUGACCAUGCACCUGAAAGGAGAGGGCUUCCACCCGGCCCUGCAGAAGAGCUGUCCCACCCUCGUCCAGUUGGCCCUGACCCUGCACCAGCGCAUCUCCACCUCCUUCCUCCCCACCGCAGUCAAGUUCCACUACAUCUUCAACCUGCGAGACCUCUCCAACAUCUUCCAGGGGAUUCUCUUCUGCACCGCCGAAUGUCUGAAAGUCCCCCCGGACCUCCUGAAAAUCUACCUGCACGAAAGCAACCGGGUCUACAGAGACAAGCUGCUGGAGGAGCAGGACUUCCAGGCCUUUGAUAAGCUGCAGAGGGACACAGUGAAAAAGUUCUAUGAGGACAUGGACGAGACUCUGGAGCAGACCAAGCAGAUGAACAUGUACUGCCACUUCUCCCAGGGGCAGGGGGAGCCCAGGUACUUGGCCGUGGAAUCGUGGAGCACCCUCAAUAAAACCCUGCUGGAGGUGCUGGACAACUACAACGACGUCAAUGCCACGCUAAACCUGGUGCUGUUUGAGGACGCCAUGGCUCACAUCUGCCGCGUUAACCGAAUCCUGGAGUCUCCGCGGGGCAACGCGCUGCUGGUCGGAGUGGGCGGGAGCGGCAAGCAGAGUCUGACCCGACUGGCCGCCUUCAUCUCCAAUCUGGAGGUCUUCCAGAUCACCUUGAGGAAGGGCUACGGCAUCCCUGACCUGAAGGCCGACCUGGCAGCCCUUUACAUGAAAGCUGGCGUGAAGAAUAUUGGCACCGUGUUGCUGAUGACCGAUGCCCAAGUGUCAGAUGAGAAGUUCCUCGUUCUGGUCAACGAUCUGUUGGCAUCGGGAGAGAUUCCGGACCUGUUCCCGGACGACGAGAUGGAGACCAUCAUUGGCAACAUGAGGGCAGAGGUCCGCGCCUCGGGAUUGAUGGAUUCGAGGGAGAACUGCUGGAAGUUCUUCAUCGACCGCGUUCGCAGACAACUCAAGGUGGCUCUGUGUUUCUCUCCAGUGGGUAAUAAACUGAGGGUUCGCAGCAGGAAGUUCCCUGCGGUGGUGAACUGCACGGCGAUCGACUGGUUCCACGAGUGGCCACAGGAGGCGCUGGAGUCGGUCAGCUUCAGGUUCCUCGAGGAGACGGAGAAUAUCGACCCUCAAGUGAAGGAGUCGGUGAGUAAAUUCAUGGCGUACGUGCACAUGAAUGUGAAUCAGACGUCCAAGGAGUACCUGGUCAACGAGCGGCGCUACAACUACACCACGCCCAAGUCGUUCCUGGAGCAGAUCAAGCUGUAUCAAAGUCUGCUGGGUCAGAAGAGCAAAGACCUCACCACCAAGACUGAGCGGCUGGAAAACGGCCUGCAGAAGCUCAACAGCACCUCCGCUCAGGUGGAUGACCUCAAGGCCAAGCUGGCUGCCCAAGAAGUGGAACUCACGCAGAAGAACCAGGAUGCAGACGAACUGAUUCAGGUGGUCGGGGUAGAAACCGACAAGGUGUCCAAGGAGAAGGCGGUAGCUGACGAGGAAGAGCAAAAGGUGGCGGUCUUCGCUGUGGAGGUCACCGGUAAACAGAGAGACUGUGAGCGGGACUUGGCCAAGGCCGAACCAGCUCUCCUGGCUGCUCAGGGUGCCCUUGAUACUCUUAAUAAGAACAACUUGACGGAGUUGAAGUCGUUUGGCUCUCCGGUGUUAGCGGUGACGAACGUCACAGCGGCAGUUAUGGUCCUGAUGGCGCCGCGUGGGAAAGUCCCGAAGGACCGCAGCUGGAAGGCUGCAAAGGCGAUGAUGGCCAAGGUGGACGCGUUCCUGGAUGCCCUUGUAAACUUCAAGAAAGAGAACAUCCCAGAGGCUUGCCUUAAAGCUAUUCAGCCUUACCUGAAUGACCCAGAGUUCGAACCAGAACUGGUGGCUUCCAAGUCGUUGGCCGCGGCGGGUCUCUGUUCCUGGGUUGUGAACAUUGUCAAAUUCUACGAGGUGUACUGCGAGGUGGAGCCCAAGCGCCAGGCUCUGAGCAAGGCCAAUGCAGAUCUGGCUGCUGCACAGGAGAAGCUCGCCACCAUCAAGAGCAAGAUCACUCGCCUCGAUGAGAACCUGGCCAAGCUGACAGCCCAGUACAACAAAGCCACUGGUGAGAAGCUCAAGUGCCAACAGGAAGCAGAAUCAACCGCAAGCACCAUUUCCUUGGCCAACCGUCUGGUGGGAGGUCUGGCAUCCGAGAAAGUUCGCUGGGCGGAGGCCGUGGAAAACUUCAAGAUACAGGAGAGGACUCUGUGUGGGGACGUCCUCCUCAUCACUGCCUUCAUCUCCUACCUGGGAUAUUUCACCAAACGCUACAGGCUGCAGCUCAUGGACGACACCUGGAGGCCUUAUCUCAGUCAGCUGCAGGUUCCCAUCCCAGUGACCGCUGACCUGGACCCUUUGACCAUGCUAACUGACGAUGCCGACAUUGCCGUUUGGCAAAAUGAGGGCCUGCCCGCUGACAGAAUGUCCACCGAGAACGCCACCAUUCUCACUUCCUGCCAGCGCUGGCCCCUCAUGGUGGACCCCCAGCUGCAGGGCAUCAAGUGGAUCAAAAACAGAUAUAGUGAGAACCUGCUUGUCAUCCGUAUCGGACAGAGAGGGUACCUGGAUUCCAUCGAAAGAGCACUGGCAGCAGGUAGCGUGGUUCUGAUUGAGAACUUGGAGGAAAACCUGGAUCCUGUUCUUGGACCUCUGCUGGGCAGAGAAACCAUAAAGAAGGGCAGGUCCAUAAAGAUUGGCGACAAGGAGUGCGAGUACAACCCCACUUUCCGCCUCAUCCUGCACACCAAGCUCGCCAACCCUCAUUACCAGCCGGAACUGCAGGCCCAGUGCACACUGAUCAAUUUCACCGUGACCAGAGACGGCCUGGAGGACCAACUGCUCGCCGCCGUGGUCAGCAUGGAGAGGCCAGACCUGGAGACGCUCAAGUCCAAUCUGACGAAGCAGCAGAACAGUUUCAAGAUCACUCUGAAAACGCUGGAGGACAACCUGCUGUCGCGUUUGUCCUCGGCUUCGGGGAACUUCCUGGGCGACACAGAACUGGUGGAGAACCUGGAGACCACAAAAUGCACCGCCGCCGAGAUCGAACAGCAGGUGAAAGUCGCCAAGGUGACAGAGGCCAACAUCAAUGAGGCUCGGGAGCACUACCGACUGGCAGCAGCGCGGGCUUCCUUAUUGUACUUCAUAAUGAACGACCUCGAUAAAAUCCACCCCAUGUACCAGUUCUCUCUCAAGGCCUUCAGUGUGGUUUUCGAGAGUGCCGUUCGGAAGGCUGAGCCCGACGAGGAUCUGAAGCAGCGGGUGUUAAACCUAAUUGACAACAUCACCUCCUCAGUCUUCCAGUACACCACCAGGGGCCUGUUUGAGUGUGACAAGCUCACGUACAUCGCUCAGCUCGCCUUCCAGAUCCUUGUGAUGAAUAAAGAGAUAAACCCUGCAGAGCUGGAUUUCCUUCUGAGAUACCCAGUCCAACCGGGUCUAACAUCACCAGUGGAUUUCCUAUCACACCACUCCUGGGGAGGGAUCAAGGCCCUGUCCACCAUGGAGGAGUUUGGACACCUGGACCGAGACAUUGAAGGUUCGGCCGCAAGCUGGAAGAAGUUUGUGGACUCUAAGUGUCCGGAAAAAGAGAAAUUCCCCCAGGAGUGGAAGAACAAAAAUUCCCUGCAGAAGCUCUGCAUGAUGAGGGCUCUGAGGCCCGACCGCAUGACGUACGCUAUCAGACAAUUUGUAGAGGAGAAACUGGGAACCAAGUAUGUGGCUGGCAGAUCGCUGGACUUCGCCGUCUCCUUUGAAGAGUCCGGUCCUGCUACGCCCAUGUUCUUCAUCCUCUCUCCUGGAGUUGACCCUUUGAAGGAUGUGGAGAAACACGGAAAGAAGCUGGCCUUCACAUUCGACAACCAGAAUUUCCAUAAUGUUUCCCUGGGUCAAGGUCAGGAGAUCAUAGCGGAACAAGCCAUCAAUUUGGCAGCUGAGCACGGCCAUUGGGUCAUAUUGCAGAACAUCCACUUGGUGAGUCGCUGGCUAGGCAAUUUGGAGAAACUUCUGGAGCAGCAUGCGGAGGGAAGCAACAAGGACUUCCGGUUGUUUGUCAGUGCCGAGCCCUCCUCCACCCGUGAGGGCCACAUCAUCCCACAGGGCAUCCUGGAGAACUCCAUCAAGAUCACAAACGAACCACCCACUGGCAUGCACGCCAACCUGCACAAGGCCCUGGACAACUUCAACCAGGACACGCUGGAAAUGUGUUCGAAGGAGUCCGAGUUCAAGAGUAUUUUGUUUUCUCUGUGCUACUUCCACGCGGUCGUGGCAGAGAGGCGGAAGUUCGGUCCUCAAGGCUGGAACAGAUCGUACCCCUUUAACACCGGAGACCUCACCAUUUCUAUCAACGUCCUCUACAACUACCUGGAGGCCAAUCCGAAGGUGCCGUAUGACGACCUGCGCUACCUGUUUGGCGAGAUCAUGUACGGCGGUCACAUCACGGACGACUGGGACCGCCGUCUGUGUCGGACCUACCUGGAGGAGUAUAUCAAGCCUGAGAUGAUGGACGGGGAGCUCUUCCUGGCGCCCGAUUUCCCCCUGCCUGGGAACUUGGACUAUAACGCAUACCACCAGUACAUUGACGAGACCAUACCUCCUGAGUCGCCCUACCUGUAUGGCCUUCAUCCCAACGCAGAGAUCGGCUUCCUCACACAAACCUCAGAGAAGCUUUUCCGCACAGUGCUGGAGAUGCAGCCCAGAGACGGAGGAGCCGGUGAGGGCGGCGGGGCGACACGCGAGGAGAAGGUGCGUGUGAUGUUAGAAGACAUCAUGGAGAGACUCCCGGAGGAGUUCAACAUGGUGGAGCUGCUGGAGAAAGCGGAGGAGAGGACUCCCUACCAGGUGGUGGCGCUGCAGGAGUGUGAGCGCAUGAACUUCCUCACGCAGGAGAUGAGACGCUCCCUCCGUGAGCUCAACCUGGGAUUGAAGGGAGAGUUAACCAUGACCACUGACAUGGAGAGCCUGCAGAAUGCCAUCUUCCUGGACACGGUGCCUGACAACUGGACCAAGCUGGCGUAUCCCUCGAUGUCCACCAUGGCCCUGUGGUUCACUGACCUCCUGGUCAGGAUCAAGGAGCUGGAGGCCUGGUCCACUGACUUUGCCCUACCCUCCGUAGUGUGGCUAGCUGGCUUCUUCAACCCCCAGUCCUUCCUCACAGCCAUCAUGCAGGCUAUGGCACGAAGGAAUGAGUGGCCUCUGGACAGCAUGGGCCUGCAGAGUGAUGUCACCAAGAGGCAUCGCGAGGAAUUCACUUCGCCGCCCCGCGAAGGGGCGUAUAUACACGGGCUGUACAUGGAGGGCGCUCGCUGGGACACACAGUCCGGCAUGAUUGUAGAUGCCCUCCUCAAAGAGCUCACCCCGACCAUGCCAGUCAUGUUCAUCAGGGCCAUCCCAGUGGACAAACAGGAGAACAGGAACGUGUACCAGUGUCCUGUCUACAAAACCCGUGAGAGGGGGCCUACGUAUGUGUGGACCUUCAACCUGAAGACCAAAGAUAACCCCUCCAAGUGGGCCUUAGCUGGAGUGGCCUUGCUUCUGCAGAUCUAGCGCGAGUCUGGAUGCUUUAUUAUGAAAAUGAUGCUCAUGCCAACAGGGUCGAGGGUUAGAAUCCCAUUUGGAGCAAAUAUUUUAAAGCGAGAAGUGACAAUCUUCAUCUUACAAAUCAAACACUUGAAUAUGUCAGUCAUAAAACACACCCUGUCUCAAUUGAAAAAAGUGUGACUAUGGCUAUUAUUUAGUUUGAAAACUCGCACAUGCGCGUAUAAUAUGGGAAUGCAGGUCAAGCGUAGCAUGCGCGUGUGCAUAAUGAUCCACGAAGUAAAUAAGAAAAAUGAAAAUAACUAGCUCAUGCACUGAGUCAGUUUUUUCCUGUAGCAAUUGCAAACAUCGCAGAUCAUAUAAACCGCUGCUGUCCACACGAAAAGCCUAUGAUACAUGUUGCGGAAAUGCUCGCUCUCGAGUAUGGUCUAACGCUCACGGAAAAUGUUCUGCGGUGUUUCCGGUUUUGAAACGAAAUAAACGCCAUAUGUUACAGCCUUACUUGUUUUACCAUGACCAGUAGCUUAACGUUGUUCACUUAUGUUAGCAAAUUGAAGACAGACAUCCCUGAGCCAGUCUAAUGCCUUAAUUACUCUUCUCUACUUGUCAUACUAUUACCAGCAACAUGUCAUAUUCCUUGUGGUAAAACAACAAAUAAAGAUUCUCAGUAUACA